Sclerotinia trifoliorum is the source of this 964-nucleotide messenger RNA. The record is from the annotation of a GenBank genome assembly. Lineage: Eukaryota; Fungi; Ascomycota; Leotiomycetes; Helotiales; Sclerotiniaceae.
CAAAAAUCUCACCAAGCAAAACAAAAAUCCGUUAUCAAUCUAUUUUCCAUUAGAUUUUAAAACUAAUAUCUAUUCAAUCUAUUUUAUUCAAUCCAGUUUCCAUCUCAUCCAUAGCCCGCUUCAUCUUCCUCAUCCAACCCACACCACCGCCCAAAACCCAAUCCUCCUCUUCCUCACCACAAUCCAACCCCAAAAUGGCAACCCAAAGACGCUCCCACAACGAUCGCAUCACAGCCGGCGAAGAAAAAGAAGCUUCAUUCAAAGCUGAAGCCGUGCUUGGGGAGAAGAGUAAUAUUGCUCCUGCUGUUCCUGCGUUAGUUUUCUUUCACUUCCUCAUACAUUCUCUCUUAUAUCUAUAUUCAUAUUUAUAUCCUCCCAUAUUCUUUAUCUUCAUCCACUCAUACAUACCACUUCUUCCACAUCUCACACACACAUCCACCACACCCUUCCUUUGUUCUCCUUCCCCUUGACACCUCUCCCCUUUACUCCUAACAUCACACCCCAACUCCAACUAACCUCCCUCUUCCAAAACCAGCCACAUAAUAUACAAACUCCUCGGCUUCACCCUAGCCAUGAUAGUCAUACCAAUAAGUUCCUAUUUCCUAACCUUGAACUCAGUUUUCAGAGGUAUGUAUUCAUCCCCUCAUCCCCUCAUCCCUCAUCCCUCCUUCCCCACAAACAACCCCCACCACAAAACCAAACCAACAAACUCACCCCUCCCCAGGAAACUCCACAUUCGCCGGUGCCACCGCUGCAAUAAUGGCAAAUGUAGUAUUAGUCGGUUACGUCAUCGUAGCCAUGAAGGAAGAUCAAAGCGAAGCACUUGAAGCUGCUGCUGCCAAAGAGACGAAGACGGAAUCGAAAAAGGAGUUAUAAUAAUGUAUUUCUCACGAGGGUUAUUAGUCACGGUUUAUUUAUCUUUGAAUUUCACGAGGGAGUCAAAUUCAGUCAGUUCAAGCCAAAU